Messenger RNA from Odocoileus virginianus texanus, 3406 nucleotides. The record is from RefSeq and is a predicted model, not a curated record. Lineage: Eukaryota; Metazoa; Chordata; Mammalia; Artiodactyla; Cervidae.
AUUCAUUCUAACUGUUGAAAAAAAAAUUUUCUCAUUCCCAGAGAUAACCACACUUAUUGCAUAUAUGUUAGAGAUUUUUCUAGGUCCUAAAAAUCUUUUAUACUAAGUGAUAUAUUAAAAAUUCAUUUACUCUAAUGACACAAAAAUUAUAUUAUGAACAAUAAAAGUUGUAGAGGUGACAGAUUUAAUCAAAAGAUAAUUUAAAUUGAUGUUUAAAAAGUCAAAGUUUAAUGGGUCCCAGAUUGUUUUUAUAGCACUGCUAUUGGUUAAAUACAAACGUUUUGGGGGAUCGUUUCUUAGAGUAACUCUUUCCUUUUAUUUGAACCACGUAGGCAAACAGGUUGUCUCUUCCUCAAGUCAAAGCUUUUUGCUCCAUACUCACUUUCCUGUUCUACUUAAAAUAUUAGGUCCUGUGAAGAUAUUGAUGACACCUUCCAGGUGCAGUGAGAGUGAUGUACCAUCAGACUCUCAAGUAUCACAGACAAAGUCAAUCUUCAGUUCUGGUAAGUCCUAAAACAAGGCCAGUCAUGUGCCAAUAUUUCAGGGCACUGUCCCACAUGCUUUUCCUGGAACAUGACUUAAAAUUGUGACUUUAAAGAUCAUAGGAUAGCAAGAUUUCUACUGGAAGAGAAGACUCAGAAACAGGACACAGUCAUGUAUUUAGCAGAGACCACUAGGUUAAAUCCAGGCCACAGUGCUGUUUGGAACAUUAGUAAAUGUUAUGCUAAACUCAAGUUUAUUUCUACUAAAAGCUGUGAAAAUUUGACAUCACAGUAACUGAAAUCUCAUAGGGAAACCUGCAGCAAUUCCAUCACUACAAGCUCUUGACCUGCUAAGAUAUUUAUAGUACCUACUCAACCUUUGUGAGUGGUUCUGUUACAGCCAUUUCAGUGCCCCCCACCCCUGCCAAAAACUCACAAACUGCACUGUACCUAGUGCAGCAAAUUUAUUAAUAGUACUUGUUGAGUGGAUAAUUACUGAAUGAAUACAAUUAUUUCACCUUUUGCAUUAGUUUUCACAACUUGUUAUUAUGCAUGUAUAUAACCAUAGUAUCUGAAAAAAUAUGCUUAUUUGUUCAUUUAUAAUCUGUUAUUGCUCAGACUUAACAGAGAAAGAGCAAAAGAAAAAAGAAAAAGUUAGUGGGAUCCAUGAACUAUGCAGAGAACCAGAUUUACUUUUUACCAUCUUUAUGGACAAAUCUGUGAGCGUGUGUUCUGCACUAUCACUAAGACCAUAUCCAUCUUGAAUAUUCUCUGACUAUUGCUUUUCAUGAUCUGGGAAGGAAAUGACAAAUGAGACAACUGUAACUGAAUUUAUUCUAAAGGGCUUCUCAGACGUGCCUGAACUGAGGCUCAUUAGCACCGUCUUUUUCCUUUUCAUCUAUCUCUUUGCCAUCCUGGGAAACAGCUCCAUCAUUGCAGCUGUGAGCCGAGACAGCCGCCUCCACAUCCCCAUGUAUUUCUUCCUGAAGAAUCUCUCUUUCUUGGACAUGUGCUAUACCACAGUCAUCGUCCCCAAGGCACUGAUUAAUUCACUCAUGGGUUCAGAAGUCAUCUCCUUUUGGGAAUGUGUGGCUCAGCUCUUCUUAUUUGUAACGCUAUGUGCUUCUGAGUGCUUCCUGCUCACCUCUAUGGCCUAUGACCGUUGUUUGGCCAUCUACAAGCCUCUCCUUUAUGGUAUCAUUAUGAGCAGAAAGCUGUGUACGGAGCUUGUUAUGGUGGUCUGGUUGAGCGGAGCUCUCUAUGCCAUCUUUCACACCAUCAACACCUUCUCCCUCCAGUUUUGUGGGCCUAAUGUCAUUGACCACUUUUUCUGUGACAGCUCCCCUAUCAUGAGACUCUCCUGCAGUGACUCCCACACCAACGAGGAAGUUGGAUUUGUGGUGGGUGGGUGUACUAUCCUUGGUGCCUUUGCCCUCACCAUCAUCUCCUAUGUUCUCAUCAUUGCUACCAUCGCUCGGACCCACUCUGCUGGUAGCCGUUGGAAGGCCUUUUCCACCUGCUCCUCUCAUCUUACUACCAUCACUCUAUUUUAUGUCACUGGGAGCAUUGCUUACCUGAGACCUACUUCUCAUUACUUCCCCCUUCAAGGACGGCUAGUGUCUGUGUUUUACUCCAUUCUAACACCUAGUCUUAAUCCUGUUGUUUACUGUCUGAGAAACACAGACAUGCAGGCGGCCCUAAAGAAACUAUUUGUUCCAUCCAAAUAGGCAUAUUUUUCAUAUAUUAAGCAUAUUUCUCUGAACAUUAACCUAGAUGAAAGUUUCUCGAAACACAUAAUCUAGUAAAGUGAAUAGUGAAGAAAUAGAAAAUGUGAACAGAUUAAUAACAAGUAGGGACAUUAAAGCAGUAAUAAAAAGCCUUCCAACAAAGAAAAGCCUUAUACCAUUGGUUUCAUUGGUGAAGUGUACCAAACACUUUAAGAAUUAAUGCCAACCCUUCUAAAAUUCUUCUAAAAAAACUGAUUAUGGAAUACUUGCAAACUAACUUUAUGGGGCCAGAAUUAUCUUCACACCAAGGCCAAAGACACUACAAGAAAAUAAAACUGUAUGAACUUGGAUGAACAUAGAUGCAAAAAUCUUCAACAAAAUACUAGUAAACCUAACUCAUCAGCACAUUAAAAGGACAUACACCAUGACCAAGUGAGAUUUAUCCUGGGAUUCCAAGGAACAUAUGCAAACCAAUAAACAUACUGCACUGCAUUAACAGAAGCAAGAGUAAAAUUGUAUGAUCAUCUCUAUAGAUACAGGAAAAACAUUUGACAAAAUACAGUUUUUCAUGAUAAAAACUCUCAGUAAACUGGGUAUAGAGGGAACAUAUGUGAACAUAAUAAAGCCCAUAUAUAGCAAACCCACAGUUAACAUCAUACUCAAUGAUGAAAACCUGACACCUUUUCUUCUAUGAUUAGGAAGAAGACAAGGGUGCCCACUUUCACCCCCUCCCUCUUAUUAAACACAGCACUAGAACUCCACCCAGAGGAAAUAGGCAAGAAAAACAAUAUUUUAUGUAUACUUCAUUACAAUAAAUAAAUACAUGAAAGAAAAAAACAACUACAAGAAUUAUUGUGAUCCCAAAAUAACCAAUAGUUUCUGCUUCUCAUGGAUAAUCUAAGCUAUUUAUGAAUCUGAGAUACUAAUUAUAUAUCCCCCACUAUCCCUUUGAAACUCUAUAAAGGAAGGAAAAAGGCAAAUAAUUGAAUCAAGUUUACAGGAGAAAACUUCAGUUUUACAAGAGAAUUGUGCUAUAACUUCGUUUUGUUGAUCUUACUAUAAUGAAGUAAACUUCCGCAAAAAUUCUCUCCAUUAGCUCUGUCAUAAUAUAAAUAGGCAUUUACUUCUAACAUUCAGUUCAGUUCAGUUCAGGUGCUCAGUCGUGUCCGACUCUUUGUGACCCCAUGAACUGCAGCA